CACAUGGAAGCUUUAGGGAACGCGGAUCCAAAACAAGAGAGAGAGGAGAAUCAUAUGGAAAGCGCCCAAUCGAGAGAGAGAGAGAGAGAGAGAGAGAGAGAGAGAGAGAGAGGGUAUAGUCUUGCUUCGCGGCUUCCAAAUUUAUCCACUCUAUCUUCAAUCUCAAGAGGCGUUUGUUUCAACAAAAAAAUCAAUUUUUAAUCCUCCUUGUAUACCUCCAUUUGUUAAACUAAAUUCUAUUCGCCAUGGAUUGAUAUCGGAGUUGAAAUCCUUUACUUUUCCAGUUUAAAUCCCCAAGAAUGAAAUUGUAGUGUCAAGAGACUGAAAGAUUGAUUUUUAAAGGCGGUCUUGUACCGUGAAGUGAAAUGGGCGCAAACUAUUGCACGAUAGAUGGGAAUUUCAGAGGAAGUUAGAAAGAGAUAAAAACAAUGAUUAAAAUGUACAUAUUUAAGUAUAAGUUGAAAAAUGCAAGGACAGUAAUGGAAUUAGUUUCUUCCAUGUUGGCUAGUUACGAAUUUACCUUUAGCGAAAAAUAAGGAGAGAGCAAUAAUUUUAGAAUUGAGAAACUACAUGAAAUUUUGCUAUGAAAAUUGCAGAAUCAAGCACCAUAAAAAAUACAUACCGUAAACUUAGUGCGCUUGCUAAUCAUGAUGAAUACAUCCGCGAUUUUCAGAGUUUCACUUUGUGUAUGUUUUCUAUUAAAAAAGAUACAAAAAGUUUGUUCAUUGUAACUGGUUUCAAUUGUUGUCUUUGUUUGAAGAGACUCCGGUUCAAAUCUUGAUAUUAAUAUUUUUUAUAUGAAAUAAAUAAUUAAUUGUAAAGACAAAAAUAUCCUUCCUAUUUUUACUCUUGUUGUAGGAAAUUUAAAAUAGAAAAAAGUAGACAAAACUCUACUCUAUAUUAUUGGAGGAUGAUUACGAAUGGCCCGGGAAAUUUACGAGGACUAGGCCCAAAUGCUUGAAAACCCCCCAAGCCCACGUGAAAAAUCAUUUUUCGUUAGUUUCCAAAGAGGGAGAAAAGGAUAAAAAUAAUUCAAUGAAGCUAUCUUCUCUCCAGUCUCCACUUACCCUUCACGUCAACGAGUGCACCGUUAAUAUAACAGCACCAUCCAAAAGGAGCCCCGUCUUCCUCUCUCUCUCUCUCUCUCUCUCUACAUAUCCACAUCCUUUCCCACUUUCUCUCUCUAACCCGCCCAAGAGAUUUCUUCCCUCCCAGCUUGAAACGUUGCUUUCCCUUCACUUCAUUUUCCUCCUCCAAAUCUUCUCCACAGCCACAGAACAGAGACGAGAACUCCGUCGCCGCUGCCCGGCGACUCCGACCUCCCUCGAACACCGCCGGCGGGCCGUAAAGCCGUUUAGCGAGCCCGAACUGCGAAUUGAACUCCAGUGGAGUGGUGGCUCUUUUAGUAAUUUUUUUUAAACAGAGUUGACUCAUUGUAAUGGAGCCGCUAUCAGGACCCGGAGCUAGAUCCGGCCCGACCGCCGACGAGACGGCGCUCGACUCCGUCCAAUUCGGCGACGACAUCCGGCACUUAAUCUCCGUCCCGACGGAGAACGCGAGCUCCUUCACCGCUCUCCUCGAAUUGCCGCCCAAUCAGGCCGUGGAGCUUCUCCACCACCGCUCCCCUCAGUCGACCCGACCCGAUUCCCGCCACCCGCCGCCUCAGCACUUCAAUGCCGGAUUGGUCACCUUCCCGACCAACGCCGCCUUGAUUGAGCGCGCCGCCAAGUUCUCCGUCUUCGCCGCCGAGGAGGAGUUGAACAACGGCAGCAACGCGAUUACCUCGCCGGAGGCCAACUCGGCGCCGUCGAGUUCCAGCGCGAAUCUCCAGAAGGUCGUCAAGGCCGAGCCCGCCGAGGCCGCGUCUUGCCCGACGGUCGCCGCCAAGGACGAGAAUCAGAGGCCGAGCUCCAAGAGGAAGGAGCGGGAGAAGAAGGGAAAAGCUUCCUCGAAGAAGAGCAAAAGCGCUGCAAACGAGGAUUCCGAGCAGCUGCCGUACGUUCACGUCCGAGCUCGCCGCGGUCAAGCUACCGAUAGCCACAGCUUGGCAGAGAGAGCGAGGAGAGAGAAGAUUAAUGCGAGGAUGAAGCUGCUCCAAGAGCUGGUCCCGGGCUGCAACAAGAUCUCUGGUACAGCACUUGUACUGGAUGAAAUCAUCAAUCAUGUCCAGACCUUGCAACAGCAAGUGGAGGUCUUGUCAAUGAAACUUGCAGCGGUGAACCCAAGACUAGAUUUCAAUUUGGACAAUAUGUUGCCUGCAGAUAGUGGAUCUCUAAUGGAUAGCAACUUCCCAGCUAUGAUGAUGCCGGUAAUGUGGCCAGAAGUGCAACCAAAUGGGAUCAGGCAGCAAUAUCACCAGCCGCUAUGGAACUUCGAUGUGGUUCCCCAGCCUCAUGCAGGAGGCUGGGGAAGAGAAGAUGGCCACAACUUCAUGACUCCAGAAAACUCCCUCUUGAGUUACGUCUCCCCAGCAAAUUCAGCAUCUCUAAACUCCAGUCAAUCUCAAUUGAAAAUGGAGCUAUGAAGCAGCAGUUAUUGUAGAUGUAAAUAUGAAGCAAGUAUUAGCAGUUAGCAGACAUGGAAGUGAUUAGAGGAGGGACCUCUCUCAAUUAUUGGGGAGUGGUCUUUCUAAUUAUUCAUCUUUGGGGGGCCGACCCCCAAAGAUUUCUCUCUCUCUCUCUCUCUCUCUCUCAAAUCUCAAUUGAAGGGUGAGAAAUUUGGUUGGUGGCUGCAAAGCUAUUUGCCGCUACAAGUUGAUGAUGAUAAUGUUUAGUUGUCUGUUAUAUAUAUAGAAUGUAUUAUUGGAGGAUUAUACCAGCACUCACUAACUUGAAGAAGUCAUUGGAUCAAAUUAUAGUAGGGUCGCUUGAUUUGAUUUGAUUUGAUUUGCGCCGUAUAUAGAUAAGAAAUGUAUUGUAGGAACAUGAUGGAUUAUACUCUGUACUAUCUCUCCCUUUUGAAUUUAAGACUGAAGUUGGACAAAUUUUCCAGUUAUAUUUUUCAAUGGAACAUGUUUCAUUGAAGCUUACUCAGUUUGUUGUUGGUCUGAUGAGUCAAAACAGACUAUCUAGCUAGCUACUCCUUGACAAGCAUGCUGAUGCUGCCUGCAACACUCGUUCAAGGCGUGCUCGCAUCGCAUGGCCUCAGGACUCGCCGUUUUAUCGAUGUCGAAGACCAAAUCUGCACUGAAAGCCGUUUUCUCAGAAAUCCAUUCUGGGACUGGAAGUAGUCCAGCUAGUAACUUGAGCUGCUCUUCCACCUCACCUGCCAUAAACCAAAACCAACCCA
Messenger RNA from Linum trigynum, 3288 nucleotides. Lineage: Eukaryota; Viridiplantae; Streptophyta; Magnoliopsida; Malpighiales; Linaceae. The record is from the annotation of a GenBank genome assembly.